Molecule: messenger RNA, 393 nt
Organism: Dibothriocephalus latus
Lineage: Eukaryota; Metazoa; Platyhelminthes; Cestoda; Diphyllobothriidea; Diphyllobothriidae
Source: the annotation of a GenBank genome assembly
AUGACGCAGAGCGUCAAUCUCCGGGCCUGGCACAUCGCUGUCUGGUGUCUCGACGGCAUCUGGCAUGCAUUUGUGGUUGUUGGUGUGGGCUACUACGUCCUUGCUGGCGGUGGAAGCUAUGCAGAGGCGAGAUUUUACCUUCCUGGCACCUCCUAUGCUACCAUCGACAUGGAUCUCUUUGGUUCCGCAGUAUAUACUCUCCUAGUUGUGACAACUAACCUCCGAAUGCUGGUUGCCUCAAGAACCUUCACCAAGGUCACAAUCAUUGGAACCCUGAUUGUCGGAUUUGCCAACAUGGGAAUUCUCUUUCUGUACCAGGUAAUCUGUCAGUUAUGUUUUGUCCCAUUGGUCUGCUCAGUUAUCCGAGAACUCUCAUAUUAUUUCAUACUCUAA